Molecule: messenger RNA, 3313 nt
Organism: Heterocephalus glaber (naked mole-rat)
Lineage: Eukaryota; Metazoa; Chordata; Mammalia; Rodentia; Bathyergidae
Source: RefSeq, a predicted model, not a curated record
UGCUGUUCUGAGCCCAGUGGCGCUUUCUGCUCCUGAGCAAGCGUGGUUGGACCGCCUACCUGCUCAAGUGUCCGCUUUGCCCUUCCCUGACCAGCCCAGCCAGACCAGAUCUCUCCGGAGAAGGAGCCCUCUCUCCUGGCAGCUGGACCCAAGGAGCCACCUUUGACACCAGUGGGAGGAAUCCUCCUGUCAAGUCCUCCACGACCUUGGCCAGGCCCUGCCCUUCGGUCCUUGCCUGCAGUGUAAGGUAAGAGGGAGCCACGGGGCCUUUGGGGAGGACGUGAGGCUUGCCAGUAGCAAGAUUCCUUUGGCUGUGUGUGGGGGAUGGAAAUCCCCCUCCCACCCAUCUGGGCUGGAUCCUCAUGGCCAUGUCUCUUAGGCCCACCCUGACCAUGGUUCCUGCCUGGCUUUGGCUGCUUUGCUUCUCUAUCCCCCAGGCUUUCCCUGAGGCCCAGCCUGCAGAACUGUCUGUGGAAGUCCCUGAGAACUAUGGCGGAAAUUUCCCUUUGUACUUGACCAAGCUGCCGCUGCCCCAUGAGAAGCCUGAAGGGCAGAUUGUGCUAUCAGGGGACUCAGGCAUACCAGCUGAAGGUCCCUUUGCUGUGGAUUCAGACUCUGGCUUCCUGGUGGUGACCAGUGCCCUGGACAGGGAGGAACAGGCAGAAUACAAGCUACAGGUCACCCUGGAGACUGGAGAUGGAUAUGUCUUGUGGGGUCCACAGCCUGUGAUUGUGCAUGUGAAGGAUGAGAACGAUCAGGUGCCCCAGUUUUCCCAGACCAUUUACAGAGCUCAGCUCAGCCAGGGCACCAGGCCUGGUAUCCCCUUCCUCUUCCUUGAGGCUUCAGAUGGGGAUGCUCCAGGCACAGCCAACUCAGAUCUUCAAUUCCACGUCCUGAGCCAGACCCCAGCUCAGCCUUCAUCAGACAUGUUCCAGCUAGAGCCUCGGCGGGGAGCUCUGGCCCUCAGCCCCGAGGGGAGCACCAGCCUAGACCGUGCCCUGGAGGGGUCCUAUCAACUAUUGGUACAGGUCAAGGACAUGGGUGACCAGGCCAUAGGCCACCAGGCUACAGCCACCAUAGAGGUCUCCAUAGUACAGAGUACCUGGGUACCCCUAGAGCCCAUCCACCUGGCAGAGAAUCUCAAAGUCCCAUACCCACACCCCAUUGCCCAGGUACAUUGGAGUGGGGGGAAUGUGCACUAUCACCUGGAGAGCCAACCCCCUGGACCAUUUGAUGUGGACGCAGAUGGGAAACUCUAUGUGACCAUGGAGCUGGACCGAGAAGCCCAGGCUGAGUACCUGCUCCAGGCCUGGGCUCAGAAUUCCCAUGGUGAGGACUACGCAAAACCCCUGGAGUUUCAUGUGGUGGUGACAGAUGAGAACGACAAUCCACCUGUCUGCCUCCCACGUGGUUCCUCAAUCAGCAUCCCUGAGCUCAGCGCCCCAGGCACUGAAGUGACUCAGCUGUUGGCAGAGGAUGCAGAUGCCCCUGGAUCUCCCAAUUCCCACAUUGUGUAUCAGCUUCUGACCCCUGAGCCCCAGAAGGGCGCUGAAGGGAGAGCCUUUGCCCUGGACCCCACCUCAGGCAGUGUGACUCUGGGCACUGUCCCCCUCCAAGCUGGCCAGGACAUCCUCCUUCAGGUGCUGGCUAUUGACCUAGCAGGAGCAGAGGAAGGGCUCAGCAGCAUGUGUGAGGUCGAAAUCACAAUCACAGACAUCAAUGACCAUGCCCCUGAGUUCACCAUCUCCCAGAUUGAGCCUGUAAGCCUCCCUGAGGAUGUGGAGCCCGGUACUCUGGUGGCCACACUCAUGGCCACUGAUGCUGACCUUGAACCUGCCUUUCGCCUCAUGGAGUUUGCCAUUGAGGCAGGGGAUAAGGAAGGGAUUUUUGGCCUGGAUUGGGAGCCAGGCUCUGACCAUGUCCAACUCAAACUCCGCAAGAACCUCAGCUAUGAGGCAAUUCCCCACCACAAGGUGGUGGUGGUAGUGCGAAAUGUGGAGAAACUGGUGGGCCCAGGCCCAGGCCCUGAAGCCACAGCCACAGUGACUGUGCUGGUGGAGAGGGUGAUGCUGCCCCCUAAGUUGGACCAGGAAAACUAUGAAGCCAGUGUCCCAAUCAGUACACCAGCCGGCUCCCACCUGCUGACCAUCCAGCCCUCAGAUCCCAUGAACAGAACCCUCAGGUUCUCCCUGGUCAAUGACUCAGAGGGCUGGCUCUGCAUCAAGGAGGUCUCUGGGGAAGUACACACAGCUCAGUCCCUGCAGGGCGCCCAACCUGGGGACACAUACACGGUGCUUGUGGAAGCCCAGGAUGCAGAUGAGCCAAGACUGAGCGCCUCUGCUGCUCUAGUGGUCCACUUCCUGAAGCCCCCUCCUGCCCCAGCUCUGACUCUGGCACCCAUGCCCACCCGAUUCCUCUGCACACCCCGCCAGGACUACGGUGUGGUAGUCAGUGGACUCAGUGAGGAUCCCAACCUGGCCAGUGUUCCCGGUCCCUACAGCUUUGCCCUUGGCCCAAACCCUACGGUGCAGCGGGAUUGGCGCCUCCAGCCUCUCAAUGAUUCCCAUGCCUACCUCAUCCUGGCCCUGCAUUGGGUAGAACCAGGUGAAUAUGAAGUUCCUGUGGUCGUCAGCCAUAAUGCCCACACAUGGCAGCUCCUGGUCCAAGUGAUUGUGUGUCGCUGCAAUGUGGAGGGGCGGUGCUUGCGCAAGGUGGGCCGCAUGAAGGGAAUGCCCACGAAGCUGGUAGCCGUGGGCACCCUCCUGGGCACCCUGGCAGCAAUAGAUGAGGUCACUAUGGCCCAGAGAGAUUUACUGACUUGUCUGAGGUUAUACAGCCAAGAGAUAGCAGAGCCCAGGCUUCUUCCUCAUUCUCAUCUUCACGCACUUGGCCCUGGCGAGGAAGAAGGACCUGAAUCAGCCAGCAGACAGCAUGCCCCUGAAGGUGGCCGUCUGAGUGAUCCAGGCAGCCGCAGCUGGGAGAUUGGACCUGGCUCCAACUGAAUCCACUGGGAAAGAUCCAGUAUCCAAGAUCCAGUGGGGGGGGGGGCAGGACAGAGUAAAAACUUCUCCAGGGCCAGGGAUUUAGCUCAGUGGUUCUUCGGCCUGCCUUGCAAGCUCAAGCACAAGGUCCCAAGUUAGAUCCCCGGUACCAAAAAAACAAAAAACCUCUCCACCUUCCUGGGGUGGAGGCACUAUCACUAGACAAAUCCCCAGAGGGAAACUGACUUUCUGGAUUGUCCUUGAGAAUACUCUAAAUGGCAGCUCAUUUUCCAAUAAUAAAGCCUUAGCGAGCUGGGCCUGGGGCUAAACAA